Pelobates fuscus (common spadefoot toad) is the source of this 2979-nucleotide messenger RNA. RefSeq names its product NOP2/Sun RNA methyltransferase 2 (gene NSUN2). Lineage: Eukaryota; Metazoa; Chordata; Amphibia; Anura; Pelobatidae. The coding region runs from base 378 to 2744 and encodes 788 amino acids. Gene Ontology annotation, biological process: tRNA methylation. The record is from RefSeq and is a predicted model, not a curated record. Gene Ontology annotation, cellular component: cytoplasm; nucleus. The transcript has 20 exons. Gene Ontology annotation, molecular function: tRNA (cytidine-N5)-methyltransferase activity; tRNA binding.
CUAGUCAAAAUGUAUAUUUGUAGCUUUAAAGGUGGGAUACCACCAUGGAAGACCUAGUUCCGAAUUAGACGCGGCUCUAUUUUCUGUGAUUUGUAUUCAUGUAUAUGUCUGAUGCACAAGGUGACAUUUGACAGCACAGUAAUGCUGUACUCGUGCCCUUGGCCCAAAAUAAAGAUGGCCACCGGAGUCUUCCUACGCUUUGUUGUACGUCACUACGCAUUUUUUUUCUUUUGCGUUGUGUUUAGAUCCUCGCCGCCAUCCGUAUUUCGUUUGACGUCAUCAUUGUGCUCAGUGCCCACCUUGCAAGCUUUGGUGACGCUGCACAUCCAGCAAUUAUUUUCCUGCCACGCCGUUCGUUUUUAUCACUCUGUGGCAUAAUGGGGCGCAAGAAUAGACGAAAUAGACAAAGAAACCAACGGAGUGCAGUAGAACGAACUCCUGCUGAAGAGGAGGCAAGGCGCAAAGCUAGAGAGCAGGCGGCCUGGGAAGGUGGCUACCCUGAAAUCAUUAAAGAAAACAAGCUCUUUGAACAUUAUUAUCAGGAACUGAAAAUUGUUCCCGAUGGAGAAUGGGAACAAUUUAUGUCUGCGCUUCGAGAGCCGUUGCCAUCAACAAUAAGAAUCACUGGAUACAAAAGCCAUGCCACAGAAAUUCUUCAUUGUUUAAAGAAUAAAUACUUCAAAGAGCUGCAAGAUAUCGAGGUUGAUGGACAAAAGAUAGAAGCUCCUCAACCACUUAGCUGGUACCCUGAUGACCUUGCAUGGCAUACAAAUAUGAGCAGAAAGAUAAUCCGCAAAUCUCCUGAACUGGAAAAGUUCCACCAGUUUCUUGUCAGUGAAACUGAAUCGGGUAACAUCAGCCGUCAAGAAGCGGUCAGUAUGAUUCCUCCUGUUCUUCUGAAUGUGGAACCUCAUCACAAGAUUUUGGAUAUGUGUGCUGCUCCAGGAUCCAAGACGGCACAGCUUAUUGAAAUGCUACACGCAGAUAUGAACAUUCCUUUCCCUGAGGGUUUUGUCAUAGCUAACGAUGUUGACAAUAAGCGUUGUUACUUGUUGGUCCAUCAAGCUAAGCGAUUGAACAGCCCAUGCAUUAUGGUGGUUAACCAUGAUGCUUCCAGCAUUCCAAGGCUUUUGGUAGAAAAUAACGGAGCCAAAGAAGUCCUCUACUAUGACAGAAUAUUGUGUGAUGUACCAUGCAGUGGAGAUGGAACCUUGAGAAAGAAUAUUGAUGUGUGGAAGAAGUGGACAACAUUAAAUAGCUUGCAGCUGCAUGGGUUACAGAUUAGGAUUGCUACCCGUGGUGUAGAACAGCUGGCAGAAGGGGGUAGAAUGGUUUAUUCUACGUGCUCUCUGAAUCCUGUCGAGGAUGAAGCUGUUAUUGCUUCUCUGUUGGAAAAGAGCGAAGGGAGUCUGGAACUUGCUGAUGUGUCUGCAGAGCUUCCUGGUUUAAAAUGGAUGCCUGGAAUCACCCAGUGGAAGAUUAUGACAAAAGAUGGACAGUGGUUUGAGAAAUGGGAAGACGUGCCCCAAAGUAGACAUACUCAGAUCCGUCCUACAAUGUUUCCUCCAAAAGAUGAAGAAAAAUUGAAAGCUAUGAAUCUAAACAGAUGCCUCCGGAUAUUACCCCAUCAUCAGAACACAGGGGGAUUCUUUGUUGCUGUGCUUAUAAAGAGAGCACCCAUGCCAUGGAACAAGAGACUGCCAAAGCUGCAACGCAGGGCACCUGCUGCUGUGUCUGAUGUGUCUGUGACAGCUGAGGUUACUGAGGCAGUGGAGGCUGCUUCUGAAACUGCAGGUGCUCCAAUAGUAGAAACAAAAAAUGGAGACUCCAAACCUUGCACAAAUACUGAGCCAGAUUCCAAUAAAAAGGAGAGUGUGUGUGGACCACCGCCAGCCAAAAAAAUGAAACUCUUUGGCUUUAAAGAAGAUCCUUUUGUAUUUCUCUCUGAAGAUGAUCCAAUAUUUCCUCCCAUCCAGAAAUUCUAUGCAUUAGAUGAAUCUUUUCCAAAGAGAAAUUUACUGACUCGAACUCAGGAAGGAAAGAAGAGGCAACUUUAUAUGGUCUCUAAGGAACUGAGGAAUGUGCUACUUCACAAUAGUGAGAAGAUGAAGGUUAUUAACACUGGUAUCAAAGUGCUGUGCCGGAAUAACGAUGGUGAACAAUAUGGAUGUGCUUAUAGAUUAGCCCAAGAGGGCAUAUAUAGCCUUUAUCCUUUCAUCAGAUCAAGAAUUGUAAGUGUAUCUGUAGAUGAUAUCAAGAUCCUUCUAACUCAAGAAAAUCCAUUCUUGAGUAAAUUUAGCAAGGAGACACAAAAACAGGCAGAAGACCUAGUUAUGGGAAGCAUUGUCUUAAAAUAUGAACCUGACCCACUGAAACUUGAUACUCUCCAGUGCUCUAUUGUUCUUUGUGGCUGGAGGGGAAAAACCUCAAUCCGAUCUUUUGUGCCAAAAAAUGAGAGGCUGCAUUAUCUAAGAAUGAUGGGCGUGGAAGUAUUUAAGGAAAAAAAGGAAGUCCCAGAGACUAGUUCGGCUGAAACUGGCCAGCAUAGGGAAGAAGAUGCACAUAUAAAGGAAGAUGAUGAAGAUCCACAGGGAAAUCAGGAUUCAGAUGCUGUAAAUAUUGGAGACGACACGGAUGACCUAGGUCAAGUAGAACCUUUAAGCGAAGAUGAAAAAUGUGCAGUGGAUUCUAACCUAGAUAUCACAAAAGCCAGUGGGGACGAAGAUGAAAAAUUAACAGAAUGAUUUAAACAGUGGCCACAAUGCAUCAUAGAUUUAUUGUUGCACAAGGUGCCGUUUAUCUGUAAAGGACAAAACUAGUUGUUUGUCAUAAAUAGUAUUGCAGCCCUCCCUACCAGUUCUAUAUUUUGAACAGUAAAACACUUUUAAAGACUUUUUUUUUUUUUUUUAUUUGUCUGUAUCAUCCCAAAUACAAUUUAAUCCAAUGUGGAUUUGCUUAUUUUAAUAAAGAAUUUAAGAG